AAGCAUAACCCGGUUACCUCAUGUCACUCAUGUCACACCUGCUUGGCAAGGAUCAUGUUCGUUAUUUGUUUUUCAUUAUUUUCAUUACUGUAAAGUAGCUUUCUUCGUCUGUAUUAAUAAAAAUCAUAAAAUAUUAAGAUAAAACAUUACCGGAAGAAAUUACUAGAAAAAUAAUUUUUAAAAAAUGAGCCAUAUAAUAGUAAUUAGAGAAUACAAACCGGGAGAUGAAUUAAACUGUCACGGUAUGAUGACAAAUAGCAUAAUGUCAUCAUUGAAUUCAACGUUUCUUGCUAAUGUUCUUAAAGAAUUAACAUUUCAAUUGAUGAUUCUGUCUGCGGCGAUUAUGUUCAUAUUUUUUGGACUUUCGCUUACUAUUUGUCUUUCAGUAAUCCCAAUAACUAUAAUAGGUACUUACAUAGGAACUUAUUUGGGAUUUUUAAUGAUGACCGCUGAAAUAAAUCAAGAGUUAUCAAACAUUUCCAGACUUUACAUGUCAAACCUAUUCUCGUGUUUUUGGGUAGCAGAAGCGUUCCAGCCUUACUCGAUGAUCCGUAACCCAGCCGACGUGAACUACACAGUAAUGACAGAGAAAGAGUUUCGCGAUUCAAAUAUCGACGUGUCGUCGCAGUUGAAAAAAAUCGUAGGUACCAUUGGAUUAUUAAAAAGUUACAGAAGCGACAAGGGUGCAUGGAUAAAAAGGUUGUGCGUUGCCAAAAAUUACCGGCGUAAAGGAGUCGGCUCUUGCUUGCUUAACACUGCGGUUCAGUUCGCCGUUGACCAAGGAUACAACAACGUUGAUCUUGUUUUCUCCGAGUACAGUGACGGUUGUCGAGAACUGUGUUUCAAAAAGGGCUUUGAACUGAAACAGAUGUAUCACAAGUCCAUUAUUGGACCGAUUGUCAAUGUUCUUCAGUAUGAAUUAACGUAUAAGAUAAAACCAUACGAUGAUUACGCUGAUAGUUAUUAUAAUAGUUAUCAGAACUAUAAUCAUCCAAAACAGCAUUUUCUUUAGACUGAUUAGAACAAUUGAUAUAUAUUUUAUUUUUUUAUAUUCUCUGAACAAAAGUGUGAUUAUGUAUUAGUUUAAGUAAAAGUGCCUUAAAAGAACAAAAUUUAUUUUGAAAUAAAAUAAUUAAUAA
Molecule: messenger RNA, 1139 nt
Organism: Cotesia glomerata
Lineage: Eukaryota; Metazoa; Arthropoda; Insecta; Hymenoptera; Braconidae
Product: probable N-acetyltransferase camello
Exons: 3
Coding region: 185-1012 (275 amino acids)
Molecular function (GO): N-acetyltransferase activity
Source: RefSeq, a predicted model, not a curated record